Messenger RNA from Onychostoma macrolepis, 5628 nucleotides. It is a transcript of the gene snx27b, whose product is annotated as sorting nexin 27b. The coding region runs from base 693 to 2393 and encodes 566 amino acids. NCBI's taxonomy places the organism in Eukaryota, Metazoa, Chordata, Actinopteri, Cypriniformes, Cyprinidae. Gene Ontology annotation, cellular component: early endosome. The transcript has 13 exons. Gene Ontology annotation, molecular function: phosphatidylinositol-3-phosphate binding; protein binding. Gene Ontology annotation, biological process: intracellular protein transport; signal transduction. The record is from RefSeq and is a predicted model, not a curated record.
GAAUUUGAAGGGAACACUAUAUGUCAGUAUGUUCUCUAAAUAUACAUUUAUGGAUCAUACAAUUAGAACCACUUCAAGAUUUGAAAAUACAAUUUUAUGAGUGAGUAACAACUAAUGGAAUAUAAUAUUUUCAAGUAAAUGUCUCCAUCUUGUGGGGGCCCUCAUAAUGGAUUUUUGGACAGAUAGACUUGAGUAAGUUAAAGAAUUAAGUUUAUCUCAUGUGUUGUUUUUAUAGCAUUGUUGUUUCAAAAUAGAAUUGCUCUAGCUUUGUGUAGAUUAAGUUUAAUCAGAAGACAAAGUAAAAAUAAACAGAAGGAACAUUAAAUUAAUAUUUGAAUCAUCUUUCUGCAAUUCGCACCAGUUUGUUAAAACGUGAAAAAAUUUUAAAUAACCCGGUCGUUUCUGUCCAAUGAUAACUGAUUCUUCUUCCAUUUUACAAAACGAGCAAUCAUGCAAAUAGACUGGCUGUUGAUUCCGUCAGUAUUCCGCACUACAUUUCCCAUGGUGCAAUGCUUUGUUGUUACGUGACAGAGGUAACUUUCAAGGCACGCAAACGCAGCAGUGUCUCGUGAUGGGGGCGGUUUGGCGUCAGUCUUUCCCGUCUGGAGUCUGACGCACUCCGACAGCCAAUAAGCUCAUGUAGCACUUCGGCGCCCGAGCCCGCUGUGGAGGCAGGAUUUCUUCAAAUAAAGAUGGCAGAUGUUGUCGAAGGAGACGGCAGUCGCUCCGCUGGCCCUUCCACGCUUCACUCGGCGGCUCGCAACGGCUCCGGUAUGAGCUCAGGAACGUGCGCCGGCGGCCUCGUCGCGACCACGGUCACCUCCGGGCCUCGGUUGGUCCGCAUCGUCAAGUCGGACUCGGGCUAUGGCUUCAAUGUCCGCGGGCAAGUAAGCGAAGGAGGGCAGCUGAGGAGCAUCAACGGCGAACUUUAUGCCCCGCUGCAGCACGUCAGCGCCGUGUUACCGGGCGGCGCGGCAGACCGAGCCGGAAUCUCGAAGGGCGACCGUAUUCUUGAAGUAAAUGGGGUGAAUGUGGAAGGGGCCACUCAUAAGCAGGUGGUAGAUCUCAUCCGAGCAGGAGAGAAAGAGUUAGUCUUGGCUGUCCUGUCGGUUCCUCAGCCAGAGACGGACAGCCUUGAUCCCGGGGACGACGGCUCAUCGCAGUCCUGCUAUGACUACAGUGACAAGCAGGCCGUGCCCAUAUCUGUGCCCACCUACAAACAUGUGGAACAGAACGGAGAGAAGUUUGUGGUCUACAAUGUGUACAUGGCAGGCAGGCAGUUGUGCUCAAAGCGUUAUCGGGAGUUUGCCAUCUUGCAUCAGAAUCUGAAGAGGGAAUUUGCCAACUUUGCAUUUCCUAAGCUGCCAGGGAAAUGGCCUUUCUCCCUGUCAGAGCAACAGCUAGACGCUCGCAGACGAGGGCUGGAGGAAUACUUGGAGAAAGUGUGUUCUGUUCGGGUAAUCGGAGAGAGCGACAUCAUGCAGGAGUUUUUGUCAGAGUCUGAUGAGAAUUAUAAUGGUGUUUCUGAUGUGGAGCUAAGGAUAGCCAUGCCAGAUAAAACUACAAUUACCGUCCGAGUGCGAAAGAAUUGCACAACAGACCAGGUCUACCAGGCUGUUGUAACAAAAAUUGGGAUGGACAGCAUUACUGCAAGUUAUUUUGCCCUGUUUGAAGUCAUUAACCACUCCUUUGCACGCAAGCUGGCCCCUAAUGAGUUUCCACAUAAGCUGUAUGUGCAGAACUAUACGUCUGCCGUCCCAGGCACCUGUCUCACGCUUCGCAAGUGGCUCUUCACCACAGAAGAAGAGAUUCUGCUCAAUGAUAAUGAGCUGGCCAUCAACUAUUGCUUUCAUCAGGCUCUGGAUGAUGUGAAAAAGGGAUUCAUCAAAGUGGAAGAGAACUCCUACCAGCUCCAAAAGCUCACUGAACAGAGGAAAAUGACCAUGUAUUUAAGUAUUCUGAGGACUUGUGAGGGCUACAAUGAGAUCACUUUCCCGCACUGCUCCUGUGACUCGCGUAGGAAAGGUCACGUCGUCACUGCGAUAAGCAUCCGCCACUUUAAACUCCAUGCGUGCACAGAGGAUGGCACUCUAGAGAAUCAGGUGAUAGCUUUUGAAUGGUCCGAGAUGCAGAGAUGGGACACAGAUGAAGAGGGAAUGGCUUUCUGUUUCGAGUAUGCACGAGGGGAGAAGAAACCUCGCUGGGUCAAAAUCUUCACUCCAUAUUUCAACUACAUGCACGAGUGCUUCGAGAGAGUCUUCUGUGAGCUCAAAUGGAGAAAAGAGGUUGAAGAGGAGGCGACGGACAAGGACAAUAAGAACUGCAGUAAAGAUGGUAUGUGCGGUAAGAAUAUCUUCCAACUGUUGAGACACAGAAGGGAUGGAGGCACAUGAACGAAGAGAUCAUCUCCUCUUGAAUUCUCAAAUACACGCACACGUACACUUAAAAGCUGCAUACAGAGACUCGGAAAACAUUUCAGACCAGUCCCAUAUGCUUAUCCACUACUGAAACACACUUACUGAAAUAAGAAGACAUGAAGCAGGAAAUGACACAACCACAAUACAACGAUCAAAAUAUGGAACUACAGGAGACUUUUUAGAGACUUACACCAUCAUUUCACUGGACUGGACAGAUUUAUGUUGGACGUACUGACCGCCAGCUCGGGACGGGAGAGACGACACUGAAAGACUAUAAUGCUCCAGGAGACAGAGGUGGUGAAGUGAUGUCUGAUGAACGCACCCUGGUCGUUGACAUGGCACCAGCAUUGUGACUAAUUCAUGUCAUGUGACUGGUCAGAUGCAGACAACCGAGAGACUGAACUGUGCUUCUGCAGAGUGCGUCAAUUUAAAGACAUGGAAACGUCGGCGGUCUGACUAAUGCAUCAUCCUGACACUAACACAUGCACCUGUGAGGGUAGAGAUGCUCUCUCAGAAUGUAUCUAUUAAAAAAAAAAAAAAGCAAAAACCAUUACUACAUUUUCCAAUUGGACAAUCAGAGUGAGAGAGGGAAAGAGAAAAGAAGCCUAGAAACAAGGGCAAGAGAGACAGAUCAAUACUUUCCAUGCUUUUCCACACUAAUUUGUCUCUUACCUCACUAUUGCCACUGUGUUGGUAGUAGGUUUGUACAGAUUUUCAGCCCUUUAGCUGAACUGAGGUUUUUAAUUUAAUUUUUUUUUGUGCUCUCAUCUGUCUUUUAUUCUCCAAAGCAGUAUUUGAUUGCGUUAGCCAUCGCCAGGCCCAGAUGGAAUUUCUGUGCUGAUUUUAUUGGAAAUUUCUGCUGAUAAAAUGUUAAAUUGGUCAAUGAUGUAAUGCUCUUUUAAAAAAAAAAAAUUUUAUUCAAAGGGGUGGGCAGGAUCGGGAAAUGUCCGUGAGCUGGGACUCGAACUCGGGACGUGUGAAGCGUAAUGGCGUUUUAUGUCCGUGCGCUGUGCACGAGGCUAUCGGAGGUGACCACCUCUUAUGAAUUAUGUUUUUAAUUUCUGAUAUGAAAUAUUUUUAGAGAUUAAUUCAGGUUCCAGAUCACUCGUUCCAUAUUACUUCAUGAUAUAUGUAAAAACAAUUCUUGAAAGAUAUAUUUAAAACUUCAAAAAAAUAAAAAUAAAUCUUUUUUUCAGUGGCUCUCAACAUUUUUGCAUUUCCAACAGUAUUUAAAGGCCCCUGGUAUUAGUUUUACUAGUAUUGCUAGUAUUUUUAUGUUGCUUUUAAUAUUUUUUGCUGUAGUUACUACAAAGCUGCUUGUUUUCAAACUGUUUUAUUAACUGAGAGUGUCAGUAUAUUAAAGGAAUUUGCCACAAUUAUUUUUUGUAAUUUCCAAAAAAAAAAUCAAGAAUUGUAUGUAUUUUAAUGAAACAGUAGUUGCUGAGAGGAAAACUGUUUUUUUUUUUUUUUUUAAGCGUUUUUAAUUAAAUUAUAUUGUUUUAAUAGAACUAUAAUGCUUGAGAACCACCAUAUGAAACCAACAUGAAUAUAAAAAUAAAAAUAUUUUUUUAAUGGGUGCUCUUGUGCGUGAAAGACCCAAACACAGCUGAAAGUAAUUUUAUUAGUAGCUAAUGAUCAAAUUAGACAUUGUAUAAUGUUUAGGGACGAGGACUAUGAUGAACUUGUGAAUCUGCAGAGAUUCUGUGUGGGUCUGGCCAAGGCUGUAGAACACCUGCCCACUGAUCAUCUGUACCAGUGCUGAGUGGGUGUUCGUUCUGUUCAUAUAUGACUUGAGUUGUAUUAACAGUGUUAUAAAUGUGAAGCACUGAAUUGGAAAGCCAGCAGUGUUAUGUGAGCGUAUUGGGCUGCUUGGUUUAUGAGUUUUAGGAUGCCAUGCCUUCAUCCGGCAGUAGGUGGCUCUGACCGCACAGGAAGCCGUCUCCAUCAAACCACGUGUGAGCGUGUUUAUCCGUUUGACUUUUUUUCUUCAGUGUUACUUAUUGUAGCGCAGGCGCAUACAAACCUGUCACUCCGGACCAGUCAUGACAUGUUUUGCACUUUUUAAACGACGCGUGUGUGAUGUGUGUAAAGACUGAUACCCCAUUUCUGUCCUGCAUUUGUUCCAUUAUGUUUUUCUGUCAUCACAUUCAUUGACUUUAAAGGGAUAUUUUGGUUUUAAUACAAGAUGAGCUCAACUGACAGCACUUUUGCCAAAAGAAAAUUACCACAAAAAAUAAUGUAAAAAGAAAAUUGGGUUACAGUGAGGUACUUAUAAUGGAAGUAACUGAAGUAAGUAUUAAAAUACUGUUUUAAUGGUACGCACACAAACAGUGUAUUAGUUGACAAAUUAUGGGGGAUAAUUUCUUAGCAAUGCCAGCUUUUAAACUCUAAAAUGACUGAACUGUUCAGUUCAAAUAAAUUUUACCAAAAUGUUUUUUUUUUUUUUUUUUAAUAUGUAAUACGUUUCAUAUUUUUGCUUUUAAAUCCUCCCAAAAUUGACCCCACAUAAUCUUUAUUUUAGCAUCUUUUUUCAUAUAAAAUAUGAAAAUGUACAAAUAUAUAUUUAAAUUGUACUAAACCUGGAAUAUUCCUUUAAUGGACGAACUGAGUGAGCGGGCGAUUAUGAACAGAAUGAUCAGUGGAUUUGAUUUUGUUGGAUUACCACAGCUGUUUUAUAUAACAGUUAUGCUGGUUAUCAUAGGAUUUCACAGAUUCAUGCAAAGUCUCUGCAUAAGCAUAUGGUUCAAAUCUCUCUUCUUUCUUGUCAGAUGGUCUGUCAUGGACUUUAAGAUGAGACUUUUACCUUUGUCUGUUUGUAUCUCUCCCCCUCUCUCAUUCUUUACUCCUUCAUUCUCUCUGUUCGUUUACUCUUGUCUUUCUCUAUUGACUGAUACUUUAAUUUAUUUGAAUAUGAAACUCAAACAGAAAUAUCUCUGUGUACAGUAUUUUCAGCGGUGUGAGUUUUUGAGUAACAUUUUCAAAAAUAAGGCACAAAUACAUUUACAAAGUGACUCUGAGGUGUAGUUUAAACCUAAAUAAGCAAUGUAGGGCACAUACUACAUGUGAAACAAAAAAGCAAGACAAACAGAAUACCUGGAGGAGGUUUUGAAAUAGAAAUCUCAAGUUACUUAAUGUAAAAGCAAAAUGUUUGGUCAUAGCAUUAUAAUAAAAUGUAACAUAUUCUUUUAAAUAAAUUGAUUUAUUGACUCAA